AUGGAGUUCAAACAAUUAUCUUGUUUAGUUCUAUUAUUUUUCACUUUUGUGGAAAUUGACGCAUUGAAAUCUGGAGAAGAAUAUUGGAAAUCCGUUUGGCCAAAGACUCCUAUACCGAAUAUUCUCUCGGACAUAUUUAUCCCUGAUAAAGAAACUAAUGUACACAUUAGAGGUAACGAUGAGGACCAAGAUUGGACAGCUUUUUUCCAACAUGAUCUAUAUCCUGGAAAGAAAAUCAGCCUAGGCUUCCACAAGCAUUCUAACCGGCAAUCGUUAAGAUCAAAGGCAGGUCAACCUUUGGGAACAUGGAUAUGGAGUGAAACACAUAGUCUUAGUAGCUAUUGUAGAAAUCCAGCAGCUAUAGGUGAAGAGAAGUAUUGCGCGCCGUCGUUAAAAUCAAUGAUGGAUUUUGCUAUUUUGAAGCUUGGUAAAAAUAUUAAGGUGAUUUCGAGUUCCUUUGCGGAAAAUCAAGACCAGUAUGUGGUGGAAGAAGUAAAAAAAAUUGGAGACAAUACAGUGAUGUGUCAUAGAUUAAAUUUAGAAAAAGUUGUAUUUUAUUGUCACCAAGUCAAUGCGACAACGGGUUAUAUGGUUGCGUUGGUGGCCUCUGACGGAACUAAAGCGAAGGCAUUGACAAUCUGUCACCAUGACACAAGAGGUAUGGAUCCUAAGGUGCUUUAUGAAGUUCUAAAAGUUAAGCCCGGAGGGACUCCGAUUUGUCAUUUUGUUAGUAAUAAGGCUAUUGCAUGGGUUCCUAAUCAUGAUGGAAGUGAACAUAAUGAUAACCAUCCAUGUGUUAUAUAG
Molecule: messenger RNA, 804 nt
Organism: Lathyrus sativus (Indian pea)
Lineage: Eukaryota; Viridiplantae; Streptophyta; Magnoliopsida; Fabales; Fabaceae
Source: the annotation of a GenBank genome assembly